GUCUGCGGCCCUUGGCUGCACAUGCCAAUGGCCGCUCAUCCUCCUCGCCCCGCCCACAGCACAAAGCACCUCGCCCUUCUUCGCUACCCUUUUCGCGACCUCGUCUUCCACCUCGCACAGCGCGACGAUGGCCUCACAAACGGCACCGCCCUCUGGCUCGGCGCGCAGUGUCUCUCCUUGUACUUAGCCGAUGCGCUCAGACUCAAGGCGCCUCCCGCGCGGCGUCUUCGAGCCAUCGAACUCGGGAGUGGUAUUGGGCUGUCGGCACUCGCCUUGUGUUCCAUGGGCUGGGACGUGCUCGCAACAGAUCUGCCCGAUGUCAUUUCCGCCGUGCUCACAAGCAACGUCGUGCGUAACGCAUCGCAACUGCCUGGGGGCAGCGGCACCAUCCAAGUCCGUGCCCUCGACUGGACGGUGCCCGCAGAUCAAUGGGUAUGGGGUAACGGCACGUUCAUAGGGUUGCCAGGUGGCCCAGGAACAGAACGUACAGAACUCGUCGAGACACUCGGGCCACCGUUCGACUUGAUCAUCUCCUCGGACACGUUGUACGCCGCAGAGAUUGUACACCCGCUCUUUAGAACACUGCAUGCCCUGAUUACGCUCUCAGCGGGGCAUGGUUGCCGUUCGCCACCGGUAUAUCUUGCCAUAGAGCGCCGCGACCCGUCCCUUAUCGACCUUGCACUCGCGGAUGCCGUAAAACUGUGGGGUUUCGCCGCGGAGCGAGUGCCACACAAGAAAGUAGUCAAGGCAUUGGACAAAGGCGGCGUGAAAUGGGACAAGGAAGAUUGGGAGGGCGUAGAAAUUUGGAGGUUCACACAGAAAACAAGCAGCUCACCUGUAUCCGCAAAUGUUUAGCUAGUCGUGUUUUCGUGUGUGCAGGUGCGGGGAAACAACAUCGAUCUUUACAAUGUAAG
Rhodofomes roseus is the source of this 914-nucleotide messenger RNA. RefSeq lists its product as uncharacterized. Bases 22 to 855 code for a protein of 277 amino acids. Gene Ontology annotation, cellular component: cytoplasm; nucleus. Lineage: Eukaryota; Fungi; Basidiomycota; Agaricomycetes; Polyporales; Fomitopsidaceae. The record is from RefSeq and is a predicted model, not a curated record. The transcript is spliced from 2 exons.